CAUUUCAUAUCAAACUGAUAAAAAGGUGUAAUUUUUCGAAAAAUUAAUUAUUUGCGAUAAUUUCAACUGUUAUUGAGUUCUAAUUACUAUGUCGAUCGUUACGAUAACACCAUUGGAUCGUUCUAUGUUGUAAAGAAGUUUUCAAACGACAUCCGCCUCCGUACAAGCGCCUUCGAACCGCCGCUGCCGGUGAUGAAGAUGAACGAAGAAAUGGAUUUUCCAGACAUUUACGACUCUGCGACCUCUUUAGUUGAGGGAUGUCGCCUGCCGGUAAAGAUGAAAUACACUGAUGACUGGCCUUUGGCGGAGAUUGUCAGUAUCAGGGAACAUGUUGGGAUUAGGAUGUUUUAUGUACAUUAUAUUGAUUAUAACAAAAGACUCGACGAAUGGGUAACCGAAGAACGAUUAAACCCGAGAGAAGUGCAAUAUCCGAGGAAAGAUGGAACCACAGCAAGUACUUCAGGCGCCGGCGCUGGUCUCAGUACUCCAAAACGAAUUCAAGCCAGUACAAGUGUAGCUUCGAGUCAUCCUAGCUCUCCAAUUAGCCAAGAAAUACCUAACGAGGUACCAAUAUUAAACCAAGCGGUCCAUCAAAUCGAUCAACAAAAGAAAAUCGUUCGACGUAAAAAAUUAGCUUUCAAUCCGGAAGUGGAGGAGUCGAUAGAACCUUCUUCGGCGGUUAGUGGGCCCAGACAAACCGGUUCAAUGGCUGUUCAUAAUGACGAUAUAAUAACUAGAAUGAAAAAUAUAGAAAUGAUCGUAUUAGGAAAACAUCGAAUUAGACCGUGGUAUUUUUCACCUUAUCCGCAGUCUUUCACCAAGUUACCGUGCAUUUUCAUUUGCGAAUUUUGUCUAAAAACAAGACGAAGCGAAACAGCUCUGUUUAAUCAUAGGAGAAAAUGUACGUUGAGGCAUCCUCCGGGCAAUGAGAUUUAUCGUAAAGAUACGAUAUCAUUUUUCGAAAUUGAUGGCCGAAAGAACAAAAUGUACGCUCAAAAUUUAUGCUUAUUAGCAAAAUUGUUCUUGGAUCACAAAACAUUGUACUAUGACACCGACCCAUUCAUGUUUUACGUAAUGACUGAAUACGAUGAUGUGGGAUUUCAUAUAGUGGGCUAUUUUUCCAAAGAAAAAGAAUCCACCGAAGAUUAUAAUGUGGCUUGUAUUCUUACGAUGCCACCGUAUCAAAGGAAAGGAUACGGAAGGCUUCUAAUUGAAUUCAGUUACGAGUUGACGAAAUUUGAAGGGAAGACUGGAUCUCCAGAAAAGCCUUUAUCCGAUUUGGGACUUCUAUCAUAUCGUAGUUACUGGUCGCAGACCAUUUUAGAUAUUUUGGUCACGGUUAAACCUACUGAAGACAACGAAAAACCUCAAAUUACUAUAAACGAAAUUUGCGAACUGACCAGUAUUAAAAAAGAAGACGUUGUUUCAACGCUACAGAAUUUAAAUCUAAUUAAUUAUUACAAAGGACAAUACAUAAUAUCUAUCAAUAGGGAAACCGUAGCUAAUCAUAUCGCUUCUAUGGAGAGAAGGAAGCUUAGAAUAGAUCCUAAUUGUUUACAUUGGACACCGAAAGAUUGGUCCAAACGUACCAAGUGGUAGUAGAUUUUCUCGGCUCGGCUCGAUUUUUCACGCCAAUGAACUGAAUACUUUUUGUGAUUUUAUUUAUUUUUUCGUGCAUGAAGCUACGUAAUACGAUUUUAUUUCCAAUUUAUCGCGCCUAGAGUGAUGUAUUUAAAAGCAUACGCUUAAUACGUUUACUUAUAAUAAGUAGAUCUCGUUUUUUAAU
Planococcus citri (citrus mealybug) is the source of this 1786-nucleotide messenger RNA. RefSeq names its product histone acetyltransferase KAT5-like. Gene Ontology annotation, cellular component: MSL complex; chromatin. Bases 193 to 1599 code for a protein of 468 amino acids. Lineage: Eukaryota; Metazoa; Arthropoda; Insecta; Hemiptera; Pseudococcidae. Gene Ontology annotation, biological process: positive regulation of transcription by RNA polymerase II; negative regulation of DNA-templated transcription. The transcript has 9 exons. The record is from RefSeq and is a predicted model, not a curated record. Gene Ontology annotation, molecular function: histone H4K16 acetyltransferase activity; transcription coregulator activity.